This is a messenger RNA of Cuscuta campestris, 1172 nucleotides long. The record is from the annotation of a GenBank genome assembly. Lineage: Eukaryota; Viridiplantae; Streptophyta; Magnoliopsida; Solanales; Convolvulaceae.
CAUAGCUUUUUAGAGCCAUUUCUUGAGGAAUUGAGUGUGUUCUUGAUCUAAAUUAGUUUACUCAUAUUCUACUCUUUAAGAGAGUUUUUGUUCUUGAGUGGUUAAGUGUUGUGAACACUUUAAGGGAGUUGAGCCGUUGAGGGAGUCUAUAUAUACUGGAACCACCCUUUUACCAAUUCCGAUGCAUUCGAGGCAAAAAUUUCAUUGUACGCUCCCAAAUCUCACUGUAUAGUUCGAACUCAGAUCCGAUUGUUAGCUCCCAUGGCGACUGGCUUAGCCUUUUCUCCUAUUUCAGGUCCAGCUCAGGUCAAAAUUCGUGGAGCUUGGUCUGUUAAGUCCGCUUCGCUGGAGAAGACACCAUCUUUGAGAAUUCCAAGAAAAUCGAUUCAUCGGAGAACCAAUAACUUAUCUGUUCGUGGACUCUAUAAUGAAAAUAGAGGUGGUGGUGGAGGUGAAUUCAUUUCAGGGUUUCUCUUGGGAGGUGCAAUUUUUGGAGCACUUGGCUAUGUUUUCUCCCCACAGAUACGAAGAUCUUUCUUUGAUGAGCAUGAGUCUGAAUUUCCAAAGGCGACGCGACCAAUAUACUACGACGAUGGCUUAGAGAGAAACAGGGAAACUUUGGAUGAAAAGAUACGGAAACUGAAUUCUGUCAUUGAAAAUAUCUCUUCCCGGCUGAGAGGUGGCAGGAAGAUGCCACCACCCAUUCCUUCAGAGGUUGAUCCACAAGAGGCAACUGUGUAGGAGCCGUUUGUCUCUCAAAAUGUUUGAUGGAUGAUUUGAUCUUUUGUUUGUCAGUUCAUGAAUGCUGGUGCUCACAUUGCUGUUUGAUAUAUAUAUAUAUAUAUAUAUAUAUAUAUAUAUAUAUAUAGAUAUAGAUUUUGGUUCAAAUAAGAAUGCAAUCUUAUGAAAGAAAUAAGAAUUAAUCUGAUGCUUUAGAUUCUGAGAUAUAAGGGUUAGGAUUGCAUCAAAAUUAGGUGCACCAAAAUGGUCUGAAAAUGCAUCAUGUCGAAAUGCAACAAAAUCCUUUAAAAAUGCACUAUCUCAAAAUCUGAGUGUAGGAUGCAAUCUGAGCCGCACGAUGCAUCAGAUCCAAAGGCUAGAUUUUAUUCUUAUUUCUUUCACCAAGGUGCAUUCUCACUUGAACCACUCCCUAAUGAAAUCUAUAUAUAUAU